AUGGCCGUCGGACGCCAAUCCCCUAUGCCGAUAGAGAUCUCAAGCGACGACGAUACUGAAUCUGAGGUGGACGACGGUGUGGAAGACGGUCCAGUCAAUGUGUUGGCUGGGCGGGCAAUACAGACUCCGCCGCCGCAUGGGAGUUCGCUGGAGGGUCCAGAGUCUCCCCCUUACCGGAGUGCAACCCCGAUCGAUGUCUCAUCCACUGAUGAGACUGAUUCCGAUCUGGAGACGGGAACACCCAUCAGGCCCUCCAUGGCGGUUCCAAAGACCACGCCGAACGCAAUCAUUGCCGACGAUACGGCGCCAACGACCCCGUUGCGACCAGUCCUCGGGAGUCCUGUCAGCCUGGAAAGGUCACUGGUUGAAGAGCGACGGGGUCUACCCGCAACGGAGGAUAGGCAGAACUGGCGAGGUCUGCCAGACAUCGCAAAGCCGAUUGCACGAAAGAAAGGUCGGAAGUCCGACCGCGGGCGUCCGACCGCGGGCGUCCGACCGCGGGCGUCCGAAGUCGGGCGUCCGAAGUCGGGCGUCCGAAGUCGGGCGUCCGAAGUCGGGCGUCCGAAGUCGGGCGGUCGAUGUCGGAUGUCUGACAGCGGACGGACAUGUUUGACAGGAAAUCGUCCUGUAUUCGAAGUCCCCAAGAAGUCUACAAAUCCAAAUUCGUUCUUGGGAGGGGUGCCGGGACCAUCGCGCCCGAAGUCGAACGCCCAGCUGCAUGGAAAGGAUCUUCUCUUCGGCUUCAACGAUGAGUCUACGAACCCGAAUCCGUUCUCGCGAGGGGUGCCGGGACCAUCGCGCCCGAAGUCGGACGCCGAGCCGUAUGGAGCGGGUCUUCGCUUCCGCAUGAACGACGAGUUCAAAGGCCGAUCUCCUUUUGUGCGAGGGGUGCCUGGACCUUGGCGCUCCACCGUGGCGUCCACCGAGGAAUCUCAGUUUGAGGGCGAGUUCGUGAAGGGCCCCCGCUAUGACGCGCCCGUGCCUCGAAUGGUGGAACACGACAUUCAGCAAGGCGCGGUCCUCCGUGCGCGAUUGGAGGCUUUACGCGAGCUGCAGCGGGCCAACAGGCGGGGUGGCGAGAUUCUCGCAAAGAUGGCGAAAUACUACGGGACGGCGGACAAGGAGUAG
Messenger RNA from Fomitopsis serialis, 1128 nucleotides. RefSeq lists its product as uncharacterized. NCBI's taxonomy places the organism in Eukaryota, Fungi, Basidiomycota, Agaricomycetes, Polyporales, Fomitopsidaceae. The record is from RefSeq and is a predicted model, not a curated record. Bases 1 to 1128 code for a protein of 375 amino acids. The transcript is spliced from 6 exons.